AUGCUUCAGGGGAACUGUAGUGCAAUGCUGGACCUCAUGUUUUUGGCUUUUCCUACUCACCCAGUGCAUCAAGUCUUACUCUUCCUGGGCAUCAGCAUGGUCUAUGCCACCAUAACAACAGGUAACUUGCUCAUAAUUGUAGCUAUCUGGGGGGACCCCCACCUCCACACUCCCAUGUACUUCUUCCUAGGAACCCUUUCUCUUGUUGAGCUCUGCUAUACAGCAGUUGUAGUCCCACAGAUUCUGCUGACCAGCUUGCAGGAGAAGAAGUCCAUCACCUUUCAGAGCUGCAGUGCCCAGAUGUUCUUUUUUAUUGGACUGGGUAGUGCCGACUGCUUCUUGCUGGCUAUCAUGGCUUAUGACCGCUUUGUGGCCAUUUGCAAACCCUUGCGCUAUACCCUCAUCAUGACCCAAGAGCUGUGCAUACAGCUAGUGGCUGCCUCUUUGCUGGUUGGUUUCUUGAUUUCAUUGAUGCUGGUGUGUUUGGUUUUCCACCUCCCCUUCUGUGAUGUACAUGGAAUUGAACACUUCUUUUGUGAUGUACCACCUGUGCUGCAGCUCGCCAGUUACAAGACAAAGCUUGAUGAGGUCGGGGUGUUUCUAACUGGGAUAAUGGCCAUUGCUGUGCCCUUUGUAUUGAUCUGCACCUCUUACCUCUUCAUCGCUGUUGCAGUGCUGCAGAUCCAUUCAGCAGAUGGCCGUCAAAAGGCUAUCUCUACCUGUUCCUCUCACUUAGCUGUGGUGGCCCUGCAAUAUGGUUGCUGCAGUUUCAUGUACUUGCGUCCAAGCUCCAGCUUUUCUCCAAAGCAAGACCAGAUGCUGUCAAUGGUGUACACUCUGGGGACACCGCUACUCAACCCCAUUAUUUACACUCUAAGGAACAGAGAAGUGAAAACCGCCCUGAGGAAAGUCAUCAGCCAUCGAAUCUUAACUUGGAAAAUUCUUGGCUGGAAUAUUGCCGGGUGGAAUGGGAUGAUGCAAAGUUUAUUACCUUCAUCCAACAGUGGGAAAUUCUAG
Molecule: messenger RNA, 1017 nt
Organism: Hemicordylus capensis (graceful crag lizard)
Lineage: Eukaryota; Metazoa; Chordata; Lepidosauria; Squamata; Cordylidae
Product: olfactory receptor 10W1-like
Exons: 2
Coding region: 1-1017 (338 amino acids)
Biological process (GO): G protein-coupled receptor signaling pathway
Cellular component (GO): membrane
Molecular function (GO): G protein-coupled receptor activity; olfactory receptor activity
Source: RefSeq, a predicted model, not a curated record